Dipodomys ordii (Ord's kangaroo rat) is the source of this 1458-nucleotide messenger RNA. It is a transcript of the gene Ptx3, whose product is annotated as pentraxin 3, long. The record is from RefSeq and is a predicted model, not a curated record. Lineage: Eukaryota; Metazoa; Chordata; Mammalia; Rodentia; Heteromyidae. Gene Ontology annotation, molecular function: complement component C1q complex binding. Gene Ontology annotation, biological process: innate immune response.
AUGCAGCUCCCCGCGCUGCUGCUGUGUGCGCUGAGCGCCGCCGCGGGCGCUGGCCCCGCGGACGACUACGAGCUCCUGUACGUGAACCUGGAUAACGAGCUGGAGCCCGUGCAGCUCCCCACCGACGAGCCCACGCCGUGCGACUGCCGCCGCGAGCCCUCGGAGUGGGACAAACUGUUCACCAUGCUGGAGAACUCGCAGAUGCGGGAGGCCAUGCUGCUGGAGGCCACCGACGUGGUGCUCCGCGGGGAGAUGCAGAGGCUGCGAGCGGAGCUGGGCCGGCUGGCGGGCGGCCUGGCCCGGCCAUGCACCGCGGGUAAGGUCCGGGCCGCGGGGACCCGCGGGGACCCGCACGCCCUCCCUCCCCCGUCGUGUUGCGAUUGCGCCGGGUCCACUCCGUGGGAGCGCACGGCCCCGGCGGUCCCCCACCGCGCGCACCCCGUCCCGGGCCGGAUAUCUCCCUUUCAAAACGACCCCCGACCCGAGAGCCCGGAGGAGGCUGGGGACGGUAACCGUCACAGCCCUGACCCAGACCCCGGGACCCCUACGCCGGUUCCGCCAGCCCCGCUGGACCUCACCCCCACCCCCCGCCCCCACACACCCCGCGGCUCGCUUUCCCUCCGCUCGGGAUUUCCUCCUCUCCUGAUUCUAUCGGGCCCCUGUCUUCGGGGAGCUCGGAUUUCUCCGCACUACGUCCGGCAGACUUCCCGCCGAGUUGACCCGCCCUCCGCCGGCUCCUCCCACGCCUUCCCCGCUGGGUCCAGUUCCACCUCCCCGGGGUGGACCGCGAGGAUGGCCCGGAGUGCACGUGUCUCACGCCCGCCCCUCUCCCCCCACUCUCGCCCGGCAGGCUGUGAAGUGGCCCUCGUGUUCCCGAUGCGCUCCCCGCGGAUCUUUGGCAGCGUGCACCCCGUGCGGCCCUUGCAGCUGCGCGCCUUCAGCGCGUGCCUCUGGGUGCGGACCUCCGAGGUGCUCAACAAGACCGUCCUCUUCUCCUACAGCACGGAGCAGAGUCCACGCGAGCUGCAGCUCUCCCUGGGUCCCCGCGCCGUGGAGCUGGUGGUGGGCGGGGAAGGGCAGGGGCUGUCGGCGGCCCGGGCCGUGGCCCCGGGGCGGUGGACGCACCUGUGCGGCACGUGGGCGUCGCAGGGCGGCCGCGCCUCCUUGUGGGCCGACGGACAGCUGCUGGCCGCCGCGGCAGAGGUGGCCGCUGGCCAUCAGGUCCGUGCGGGCGGCGCCCUGCGGAUGGGCCAGGAGGGCGGCGGAGGCGCUGGCGGCGUCGACCACGCUCCCGCCUUCUCGGGAUGGCUCACCGGCUUCAACAUCUGGGACCGUGUCUUGAGCGAGGCCGAGAUCCGCGAGGCCGGCGGGGACGAGUCCUGCCACGUCCGCGGGAACGUGGUCGGCUGGGGCGUCACCGAGAUCCUGCCCCAUGGUGGUGCGCAGUACCUCUCCUAG